GGUAAUGUAAACUCUUCUCCUUUUUCGGGUUUCAAUUUGGUUGAGGCAAUGAAGAAGACAUCUGGAAAGCGUCGAAAGCAUACAAAUAAGAGGAAACAACACGAUUCUCAACCAGCUUCACUGCCACCUACAAGUCACUCCAGGCAGCCAGAUGUAGGUCCUCUUAAGGAGAAUUCAUUGCCACCACCCAUUCCUCCUCAAUCAACUUCACUGCCAUCUGUCGCUCCUACUCAACAACAUUCACGACCAUCUGCUAUUACUCAUAUGUCGACAUCAUUACCCCCUAGUUUUCCUCCUCUGUCGACCUCAUUACCAUCUUCAUUUUUUAAGGUACCACCAUGUGGGCCUAUCCAAAAUAACUCCACAGCUUCUCAUGGCAGGAGUACAAGUCUUCCUAAUAAUAUUGUUCCCACACCUCGUAUAAAUUCUUCUUCGAGCUGUCAUAUCAGUCAAAAAGGUAGCUCCUCAUCUCUGCUUCCAUCAUCAACUCAAGUUGUAUCUCCAGCAUCAUCGACACCUAGUAUAUCUAGGUCAAAUAUUGGAGGCCCUGUACCAGCAUCACCAUCUGUGAUCAGUAGUAGUACUACUACACCUGCUUGUGCAAAGACUCAAUAUGCUGGAGAUAUCAGAGAAUAUGAUGCUUUUCAUAGGCUAAUUAUCACCCCCGAUGAGGAUGGGUUUGCGCCAUCUUAUCUUGGCUCGCGCAUGGUUGCAGAAUCUAUUACACCAUUCUUCGAUGAUGCUUGGGGUAGAUGGAAAGAAUUUCCCUACAAUAUCAGAGAACAAAUAUGGAAUCAAUUUAAGACGAAGUGUGUAUGGCAGCCAUGUUAUGAGAAUAAAAUAAAUUCCAUUUUUGAGAAGAAUGCUCGUAUACGAGUUACUGAAAUGUUGUUUGUAGCUCGAAAAAAUAAUGAGAAGCCCAGUUGGCUACGAGCAGAUAUAUGGGUUAAAUUUUUGGAGAAAUGGAACACUCCUGAAUUUAAGGUGAAGUGUGAGCGAGCAAAGGCAGCUCGGGCCUCCGUAAAGGGUGGCUCUUUACACACCGGAGGUUCUAUGAGUUACGCAGCCCACAAACGAAAAAUGACAAAGUUAAAGGGUGCAGAAGUGUCUAAUUCUGAGGUAUUUGAGGAGACACAUAAGAAAAGAAAUAAGGAUGGUACAAGGGGAGAAUGGAUAGAGCCACGUGCAGAGGAGACAUUUGUUGGAUUUCAGAGAGGCUUGGAUGAAUGGCAUCAGGCACAUCCUACUUCAGAUGCGGAUUCCACAUCAUCUAGUGAUAUUACAUCAAUAUGGACAAAUGUGGCAGGAGGUGUUAAGAAAGGUAGAGUUUACAGGCUUGGAGCACAACCUUCCUCGUUUCAUCCAUCAUCAUUGUUGUCUGGUGCUUCUACUUCUCAAUCUUCGGAAGAAAUGGAAGCAAUGCGAAGACAAAUUUCAGAGCUUACAGAACGACUUCAAUCAUCUGAAGCUAACUUUGCUAAAGUGCAGAAAUUCAUGGAGAAACAUAUGGCUGAAUCUGAUGAAAGUGAAGGGACCGACUCUGAUGAAGAGUAGUUUGUUUUAUGGUUGUUUAGACAUUUUCUAUGAGAUUUAGACGUGUUUUGAACUAUCUACUUCCUUUUUGAAUAACAACUUAAUACUUAUUAGAUUUGAUUUUGAUGAUGCUUGAGCUUUUAGACUCAAUUGAAUUGAAUUGAAUGCAAUUUGAAUGUUUAGGAAUGUAUUCGAUGUUCGAUUUUA
Molecule: messenger RNA, 1740 nt
Organism: Solanum stenotomum
Lineage: Eukaryota; Viridiplantae; Streptophyta; Magnoliopsida; Solanales; Solanaceae
Exons: 6
Coding region: 49-1554 (501 amino acids)
Source: RefSeq, a predicted model, not a curated record